This is a messenger RNA of Scatophagus argus, 2967 nucleotides long. It is a transcript of the gene tacc3, whose product is annotated as transforming, acidic coiled-coil containing protein 3. The coding region runs from base 201 to 2813 and encodes 870 amino acids. Lineage: Eukaryota; Metazoa; Chordata; Actinopteri; Scatophagidae. Gene Ontology annotation, biological process: cerebral cortex development; cell population proliferation; mitotic spindle organization. Gene Ontology annotation, cellular component: cytoplasm. The transcript is spliced from 18 exons. The record is from RefSeq and is a predicted model, not a curated record.
UUAAAUUCCAAACGGUUUACAUCCAGACAAGGCGAGGGUUUUUCAAAAGCACAUCAGUACUUCUUGAUCACCCUGCAGUUGAACUCUGACGAAAGACGUUACAGUUUUCGGCUAAGUGCAUCUGAUUUUUUGAGCUUUGGACAAGUCAUCAGUAGGACGAGGACGAUCAUUCACUAACGCCGUGUGCGCACCAAACCAAGAUGAGUUCUGUUGAAGUGAAUGAUGAGAAUCGUGGUGUCUGCCCUGGUGGAAAGCAGAACAGUUUAGUCGAUGACAUUUUUGCCCUGGACCAGCCAACUGGGAGGCCCUCUAUCCUGCGCCAGACAGAAAACCUUCCCAGUAAGGCUGUGCCAAAAGGGACAAAGGUUUGUUUUCAGACUCCAAGAAGAGACCCUGUCACUAAGAGAAUUCUGUCUCCGACCAAGUCUGUUAAGAUGGCAAGUGUGGAUGAGUGUACAAAAGCGAUGGAUUCCUUAAAAUUGGAUCAAACAAAUACUUCGCCACUAGAUUCCACUGAGCAAUCUGAUGAACCCAAAACAGGAAUGUCCUCUUAUCCUGAUGAUGAUAUGCCGAUACAAAGCAAAGGAGGCUAUCAGUUGGAUUUUGACAACAUUGAUGCCAUCAAUCCAUUUCAGGGGUCUAAUAAAGUGAUGCUCUCUCCUGCAAGGCCUGCUGUUGAAAACCCUCCUACACACCAAACUGAGUCCCAACACACAAAACCAGAGAAUAUACUGGAGGAGCCUACCAAAAUCGAAUCGGCAUUGGACGAGACGCUUCCGUUCAUCCAGUCUGUGGAAAACUCGCUGGCCGACAUGUCUGCUGACAUCAGCUCCACAGAGAGCAGUGUGGUCACAGUAGUGAAGGUGCCAGCGGUCGAGGAAAUAGAUUCAUACACUGCCACACCUGAUGAGAAACAACCUGCUAAAAUGUCCGUAAAUGCAGGUGAAGACAAAGUGUCGGGUACUUUUGUGGAAGAUGCUCCACUGCCAGCGAGAGGUUCUUACACCUUGGAUUUUGACAACCUCGAUACAAUAAAUCCUUUCCAGACUGGUGGCUCUAAAAUGCAGAAUUCCCCUGUUAUUGGGAGAAAGGUACCAGACAACAGCCCACCUGCCAAGGAAGUGCAGAUUAUGGAAAAUAAGACCACAGAUGUUGUUGAUGUACCAGAAGUGGCUCAAGAGGUGCCUGCUCACCCUGAGGUGAAACCCAUAGCUGCAGUGGCCCCGAUCUCAGCUAAUGCUCCUAAACCUUCAGCUGCUGAAUCCACGCCCGAGCCAUCUGAUGGUCCAGUCAAAGAGGGACCGGUCAAACUUGAGUUCAAUUUCGACGACAGCGGUGAGGUCAGACAGAAACCGCCACCCAAGAAAUUUGGAAAAAGGCCACCUGGUCUAAAAUCUAAAGCAGGAAAGCCGGCGUCUGAUGUCAAACCACCAAAAGAAACUCCAGUGAAGCCUGAUGCCAGUGACGAUGCUGAUGUUCCAGUUCCCAAUGGGGCUUACUCAUUUGACUUUGACAAGUUUGACGACCCAAACUUCAAUCCAUUUGGCACAAAAUCGAACAUGAACAACUCUCCAGCGUGCAGCAAGAAAUCCAGCCCUGUGCUCGUGGAGGCUUCCAUUCCAGAUCAAACGGACAAGCCUUUGGAGAAGGAAGCGGUAUCACCAGCAUGUGCUGAAGAGAGCAUCUCAGCUGCUGAUCCCAACCCUGGAGUAAAUCUCGAACACAAGGCAGCCUCUGACCAGGAAUUGCUGCUUGAUGCUGAACAACCUGUGGAGAUUCUUCCUGAGCAGAAGUCACUGGCCGCCAUGUCAGAAGUGGAAGACGAGUUUGUUCCUGGAACUGUGUUCAUGGCCAAUGACUUUGGUGGACAAAUCGAUUACCUUGAGCAGUUUGGCUCCAGCAGCUUCAAGGAGUCUGCAUUGAGGAAACAAUCCUUGUACCUUAAAUUUGACCCCCUGCUGAGAGAGAGCCCAAAAAAGUCUGCAGGCCCGGCUGCUCAGACCCACGUCCCUCGCCCGGCCGCCUUUGUCUCACAGCUUGAACGGAGGGAAGAUAAAGAGGCAUCAAAUGGACCACAAAAGAAUGAUUUCAAACUGUUUGAUGAUGCUACAAUGCCACCUCCUCCAGUCCUCAAGAGCCUCGUCCCUCCUUUCCCCCAGCCAGCAAACACAGAGGAUUCCAUUAUCGAAGUGCUGAAGUACAGUCAGAAAGACAUGGAUGCAGCCAUCGCCAGGGUGCACGCAGAAACAAAGGAAAAAGAGGAGCAAUGGAGUGCAAAGUAUAAAAAGCUACUGGAUGAUGGUCAAGAAAUGAGGAAAAUAAUUGCAGAAUUUGAGCUCAUGAUUGCACAAAUGAUGGCUGAUCGAGAGAAGGAGAGGGAGGAGUUCCAGACGAAGCUCAACGAGGCCCUGCUGGAGAAGGAGCAAGUGUCCAGCGACCUGAACACCAUGGAGAGAUCUUUCGCCGACCUUUUCAAGAGACUGGAGAAGUACAAGGAUGUUGUUCAGGGUUACAAAAAGAAUGAAGAGACAUUGAAAGCUUGUGCUCAGGACUAUCUGGCGAGGAUCAAAAAGGAGGAGCAGCGCUACCAGACUCUUAAAGCCCACGCUGAGGAGAAAAUUAGCCAAGCAAAUGAAGAAAUUGCGGAGGUGCGGUCCAAGAACAAGGCCGAGGUAUCAGCGCUUCAAGCACAGCUGCGACGAGAGCAGCUGAAGGUGCAGUCGUUGGAGAAGAGCCUGGACCAGAAGGAGAAGGAGGCCGAAGAGCUCACCAAACUCUGUGAUGAACUCAUCACCAAAGUGCAGAAGGGUUGAGCUUGUGUAUUUUAUAUUUUAAUGACUUUUUUCUCAUUCUUCUUUGUUGUUGUCCAGAUGAGCUUCUUCUAAAGUGUGUUGUUUGUCUUUGUCAAUGUUCCUUAUAAUACUGUAAAAAAGUUAAUAAAGAUGAUCUAAGUAUUCUUUGUGGUAA